CUGGCCUCUCUCCCCUGCCCAGAGAACGCGCCAUGGUCAAUGAGGCUCCCAGCAGUGGCAGCUCCGGCUCCCGGUCGGACGGCGGGAGCAGCAGCGGGGGCGAGAGCUCCAAGGACAGCUCGCGAUGCUCCACCCCCGUGCUGGAUGCCGAGCGCCACGAGCGCCUGCGGGAGAAGAUGCGCCGGCGGCAGGAGGCCGGGGACAGGUGGUUCUCGCUGGAGUUCUUCCCCCCGCGCACUGCCAAUGCCGCUGUCAACCUCAUCUCCAGGUUUGACCGCAUGGCAGUGGGGGGCCCCCUCUUCAUCGAUGUCACCUGGCAUCCAGCUGGGGACCCAGGCUCUGAUAAGGAGACAUCCUCUAUGGUCAUUGCCAGCACGGCUGUCAACUACUGUGGCCUUGAGACCAUCCUGCACAUGACAUGCUGCAACCAAACCAAAGAGGAGAUCACAGCGCACCUACACAAGGCCAAGCACUUGGGGCUGAAGAAUAUCAUGGCGCUGCGUGGAGACCCCAUUGGCGAGGAGUGGGAGGAGGAGAUGGAAGGAUUCAACUAUGCUGUCGACUUGGUGAAGCAUAUCCGUUGCGAGUUUGAUGACUACUUUGACAUCUGCGUGGCAGGCUAUCCCAAGGGCCACCCUGAUGCAGAGAGCUACGAAGCUGACCUGCGGUAUCUGAAGGAGAAAGUCUGUGCUGGAGCAGACUUCAUCAUCACUCAGCUCUUCUUCAGGUCUGAAACCUUCCUCCAGUUCCUAAAGGACUGUCAAGCCAUUGGUAUCACCUGCCCUGUUGUUCCUGGGAUCUUCCCAAUCCAGGGUUACCACUCCCUUCGCCAGCUGGUGAAGCUGUCCAAGCUGGAGGUGCCACAGGAGAUCAAGGAUGUGAUCGAGCCCAUCAAGGACAACGAUGCAGCUAUCCGGAACUAUGGGGUUGAGUUGGCCGUGUCCAUGUGCCGCGAGCUGCUGGAUAGUGGCCUGGUCCAUGGGCUCCACUUCUACACCCUCAACCGAGAGGUGGCCACCACUGAGGUUCUCAAGCGUUUGGGCCUGUGGAAGGAGGAUCCCAGGCGGCCUCUGCCUUGGGCAGUCAGUGCCCAUCCCAAGAGGAGAGUUGAAGACGUCCGGCCCAUCUUCUGGGCCUCCAGGCCAAAAAGCUACAUCUACCGGACUCAGGAGUGGGAUGAAUUUCCCAACGGCCGCUGGGGCAACUCUUCCUCCCCAGCCUUCGGGGAGCUAAAGGACUAUUACCUCUUCUACCUGAAGAGCAAAUCGCCCCGGGAGGAGCUCUUGAAGAUGUGGGGGGAAGAACUGACCAGCGAGGAGAGCGUCUUCGAGGUGUUCACCUGCUACAUCUCUGGAGAGCACAAUAAGAAUGGGCACAAGGUGACCUGCCUGCCAUGGAAUGAUGACCCACUGGCUACAGAGACCAACCUCCUGAAGAAGGAGCUGGAGAAAGUGAACAGGCGAGGUAUCCUGACCAUCAAUUCCCAGCCCAACAUCAAUGGGAAGCCAUCCACUGACCCCAUCGUGGGCUGGGGGCCCAGCGGUGGCUACGUCUUCCAGAAGGCCUACCUGGAAUUCUUCACUUCCAGCGAGAUUGUCACGGCCCUGCUCCGAGUGCUGAGGAAAUAUGAGCUCCGCGUCAAUUACCACAUCGUCAAUGCCCGGGACAAGAACAUCACCAAUGCACCCGACUUGCAGCCCAAUGCUGUCACCUGGGGUAUCUUCCCUGGCAGAGAGAUCAUCCAGCCAACCGUGGUGGACCCUGUGAGCUUCCUGUCCUGGAAGGGUGAGGCCUUUGCACUGUGGAUCGAGCAGUGGGCAAAGCUGUACGAAGAGGAGUCGCCAUCGCGCAUGAUCAUCCAGUACAUCCAUGACAACUACUACCUGGUCAACCUUGUGGACAAUGACUUCCCGCUGGACAGCUGCCUUUGGCAGGUCCUGGAUGACACCUUCGAGCUGCUCAGUGCCCCCACACAGUGCUGACCCCCUGCAGGCCAAAGCACAGCUGCAGCAAAGGAGAGUGGUCCCAUUUGGCACCCAGCCAUAUUCCCUCUUACACAUGCUCUUCCUGCACCAAAGGAAAAGGCUCUGCAGAGAACCCCAGCAGUCCCCGUCCCCACAGCAGUGGACUUGUCCCAGCCCUCUGCUGUCCUCUUAUGCACUUGUGGCAGCAAGGACCAACCCAACCUCUGCACCAAGGCCUGGGUUGCUCUCUCCACAGGUCACUUGAGCAGGGCCCGCCACCCACAAGGACCAUGCCCUGAGACUCAGCUCAACUCUCACCUACCCAGAGCCCCAGCCCCUGCCUCACCUUGUCAGGACUGGGACAAAGAAUUCUGCACAGCUGGCUCCCCUCUGGUGAGAGUGAGCAGGACUCUGGCCCUCCCUGUAAUAAAGGUUUGUCAUGUGAGCCA
Molecule: messenger RNA, 2413 nt
Organism: Gavialis gangeticus (Gharial)
Lineage: Eukaryota; Metazoa; Chordata; Crocodylia; Gavialidae
Gene: MTHFR
Product: methylenetetrahydrofolate reductase
Exons: 11
Coding region: 33-1982 (649 amino acids)
Biological process (GO): tetrahydrofolate interconversion
Cellular component (GO): cytosol
Molecular function (GO): FAD binding; methylenetetrahydrofolate reductase [NAD(P)H] activity
Source: RefSeq, a predicted model, not a curated record